Molecule: messenger RNA, 2685 nt
Organism: Ruditapes philippinarum (Manila clam)
Lineage: Eukaryota; Metazoa; Mollusca; Bivalvia; Venerida; Veneridae
Product: serine/threonine-protein kinase DCLK1-like
Exons: 12
Coding region: 204-1268 (354 amino acids)
Biological process (GO): protein phosphorylation
Molecular function (GO): ATP binding; protein kinase activity
Source: RefSeq, a predicted model, not a curated record
UAAUCUCUAUUUAAAUUACAGAGGUGAAAUAUGUGUCCCCAUACAAGCCAAGAACCACAGAACGUGUUACUCUACGGUCAGCCAAGACUGGCAGACGAUCGUCAUCAUACAAGAAUCUUAAUGAGGAGACUGGAUACCUCAGUCCGAGAAGUUCACCUAAAACACCAAAGAAAUUACGUGCAGUUUCAGCACCAAAGUACCGCAUGUAUAGUGGACCAAAUGGAGAGGAGUUUCAAGGCGGUCCUCCAACACUUGCACAGACCUAUGAAAUAGGCAAAAAGAUUGGAGAAGGAAAUUUCUCAAUUGUUAAAGAGUGUAUACAUAGACGUACAAACAAAAGAUAUGCCUUGAAAAUAAUCGAAAAAGAGAAGUGUAGAGGAAAGGAGCAUAUGAUACAAAAUGAAGUAGAUAUAUUAAAGAAGGUGAAACAUCCAAACAUUGUUGAACUGAUUGAGGAGUUUGAUUCGCACACAGAACUGUUUCUUGUCAUUGAGUUAGUCAAGGGUGGAGAUUUAUUCGAUGCAAUUUCUAUGGCAACAAAAUACACAGAAAAGGACGCAUGCGCAAUGGUGUUUAAUCUAGCGUGUGCACUCGAUUAUCUUCACACCAAUAAUAUUGUACACAGGGACGUUAAACCGGAAAAUCUUCUGGUAUGUGACCACGGUGAUGGUACAAAGUCUUUAAAGCUUGGAGACUUUGGUUUAGCAACAUAUUGUAACGAGACGUUAUACACAGUAUGUGGUACCCCAACAUAUGUUGCACCGGAGAUUCUAUCAGAGACAGGAUACGGUGCAAAAGUUGACGUGUGGGCUGCAGGAGUUAUCAUGUAUAUCCUUGUGUGCGGAUUCCCGCCAUUUUCUAGUGCAAAGAAUGACCAGGAAGAAUUAUUUGAUGCGAUACUGUCGGGCAAGUUUGAGUACCCUUCCCCAUACUGGGACAACAUCUCAAGCGAAGCAAAGGAUUUAAUCAACAAGAUGUUAACAAUUACACCAGAGGAACGCUACUCCGCUGACCAGGUUACAAAACAUGACUGGGUUACGGCUGAUACAGCGUCGGACAGAGAUAUUCAUACAGCAAUUGCAAAAGAGAUAAAGUCAAGGUUUAACAGAAAGCCUUUACCUUCAAUCAGCUCGGCCGGUAUAAGACUUGUAGCGGCAACAGCCCUAGAUAAAGAGUCUAGAUACUUCGAGGGACCUAAGCAUGCGCAACUAACGUUACCGGAUAAAAAUGUAGACGAAGAGGAAGAUAAUGAUGACGAAAUAUUCUAGGUUUUCGUAAAAUAUAAAUGCAACUGAAAAAAUAAGUUUGCAUAAGAUCUUAUCUUAUAAGAACUUAUAAUUAGGGUAUUUUCAAUAUGAAAUAUUAUAAUAUUAUCAUUAUAAAAUUCAAGAAUAAACCGUUUCAUGUCAUGUUUUAUUUCCAGCAGUAAAAAAGUGCACAUACAUUUAUUUUGUGUUGUUAAUUUGUUUUUAGUUAGUUUUGAAAUUGUUCGGAAAUUGGUUAACUUGGUAGCUGUAAUUAAAUUUCACAAAAAUAUCUUAAAAUUACGAAAAUAAAUAGUUGCAUAACUAAACAGAUACAAUAUGGCAAAGGUUCACAUAAAGUUUCUUAUCAUGGAAGUUUGUUCACACAUUUAUAUAAUAUUUCUUUAUGUUUCCAAAGAACAUUCCUUUCGGUUGCAGUCACGCCGUUUUUCUGAAUAUACAUUAUCGAUUUAAGAUAGCAGACGAUACCAAAUAUUGUCGUCUGCGAAAUACAUAAUGCUUUACAUGUAUAUUGGCAAUUGUCCCAGUAAUUGAGCCGCGUCACGACAAAACCAACAUAGUGCGUUUGCGACCAACAUGGAUCCAGACCAGCCUGCGCAUCCGCGCAGUCUGAUCAGGAUCCAUGCUGUUCGCUAUCUGUUCUCUACUUGUAAUAGGGUUAGUAAGCGAACAGCAUGGAUCCUUAUCAGACUGCGCGGAUGCGCAGCUGGUCUGGAUCCAUGCUGGUCGCAAACCCAUUAUGUUGGUUUUGUCAUGACACGGCUCAAUUAUGUUUGCACUUGCUUUAAGUAACAGAUGGCGCAAAGAAAUUUUGGUUAACAAGUUGCACUUUGCAACAACACGAUAUUCGGAUGCUUAGAUGUUGUUGUUAUUGUCGUUAUCAGCAGCUGACAAUCAUCAGAGUUUCCAAAGAUAGAUUUUGUUUUUGUAUUAAAAGAGAUUCAACAAUUCGACUGUAAUGCAUUCUUAGUAGUUUCAAAAUUCAAGGACUUUUAACAAAGGAUACUAAAUUUCAUUUGAGGGCGAUAUAUUAGGUAUACAUUUUUACCUGAGCGAUGUUAGAGAGCUAUACGUUUAUAUGUAUAUAAUUAUAAAUCAAUAUUUAUGUUAUUUCGUGAAAAUGUUAGUAUUAUAAAUGUUGUUCAAUGUCAAACUAUAAAUAUUCAUGCUAAUUACAAUAAUGUUCUGAAUAUACAUGUACCUUAUAUAGCUUUUUUAUUGUUGUAAUAUUAAUUAUCACUUUAUAUCAACUAGUUUACGUUAUUAUAGUAUCUUUUGAACGUUGCAUUUGUGACAAGUAUCUCAACAACAAAACUAUUAUGCAUGGCUAUUAUUGCUGUUUACAUCUGUAUUUGUAAUUGGUGCUUCUAAUGUCUCUAUGUCCUGCAAUAAUGAAUAAAAUAUUUUCUUGCCUUAACAA